Chrysochloris asiatica (Cape golden mole) is the source of this 1056-nucleotide messenger RNA. RefSeq names its product apolipoprotein L3-like. The coding region runs from base 1 to 1056 and encodes 351 amino acids. Gene Ontology annotation, biological process: lipoprotein metabolic process; lipid transport. Gene Ontology annotation, molecular function: lipid binding. Gene Ontology annotation, cellular component: extracellular region; membrane. Lineage: Eukaryota; Metazoa; Chordata; Mammalia; Afrosoricida; Chrysochloridae. The record is from RefSeq and is a predicted model, not a curated record. The transcript has 3 exons.
AUGGAUGCUUACUAUCCAGGAAGGAAGCUCAGAAGAGACACUGAGGAAUAUCUGUCCUCUGAGUAUUAUGAGGACACUGUGAGCCAAGAGCAGCUGCAACUCCUGAUGACUGAUGACCAGGCCUGGGAGAAAUUCAUGGUUGAGGCUGGCUUGACCAGGAAUGAGGCAGAUGCACUGUAUGAAACUCUGAACAAUCUUAGCACAGACAUGGCCAUAGACGAUGAAGAUGAAGACAUGCUUCAAACUGAACAGCUAAACAGAGAGAGGUUUUUCAAUGACUUUCCUGAGGUGAAAAUGAAGCUUGAGGAACGCAUAAGAAAACUUCAUCAACUUGCAGAUAAGGUUGACAAGAUACACAGGGACUGCACCAUCUCCAACAUAGCGUCCACCUCUGCUGGUAUCAUCUCUGGCGUCCUGACCAUUGCUAGCCUAGCGCUAGCUCCUAUGACAGCAGGGGUUAGUCUGGGGCUCAUGGCAACUGGGGUGGGGCUGAGAGCAGCAGCUACUGUCACCAGCGUUUCUACCAGCAUCGUGGAAGAAUCAAGCAAGUUAUCAGCAAAAUCUGAAGCCAGCAAACUGCUAUCCACUGACAUUAACAUCAAGGUAGAGGUUGAGAAAGUUGUGAGUGAGAACACACCCAAACUUAUUUCCACUGCAAAUAAAUGUAUCCAAGCCUCGAAACAAAUAGAGAAGAGCAUCCAAGCCACCAAGCUGGCUAAAGUCAGCCCUCGUUUAGCAGCCAAUUCCAGGCGUCUCAUGACUGGUGGAAACAUAUCAGUCCGGAGUGGUAGGCAAAUGCAGAAAGCCUUUGGAGGCACUGCUCUGGCAAUGACCAAAGCAGCCCGGAUCAUGGGUAUGGCUACCACAGGCAUCUUCAUUAUGAAGGAUGUGGUCAACCUCGUGGAACAGUCAAAGCACUUACAUGAAGGGGCAAAGGAGGAGUCAGCUGAGGAACUGAGGCAGCAGGCUCAGGAACUGGAGAAGGUGUUAGAGAUACUGACCCAGAUCCAUCAGAUUCUUCCGUCAGAAGUAGGGAGCAGGGAAGACUAUUGGUAG